UCAGUGCAGGUUAGUCAUGUUACAUGUUACGGCUUCACCUCGGAGUGUACCUUAGCAGUAGCAUGCUCUCAGUCUCCACUAUUACUACUACUACUACUACUACUACUACUACCUGUCAUUUGCUUUCUGGGGUUUGUCUCUCUCAAGCACACGCCAGGAUUUCCACCAGCUCUGUGAGAGAAAUGUAAAAGCGAAGGGGCCGUCUCAGAGUCCCAGAGUUUCUCAACGUUUUCUCAAGCAGAUCUGGUGGAUGGUGGCAAUGGAAACACCUAGACCUGCCUCUGUCAUCUCCAUUGGCGAUGGGAGGGCUUUCUCCAGGGCUGAAUUCCUGUCCCUGCUGAACACGUACAACUGCUUCCUGAGGGAUAAACCCCACCUCCAUCUGCAUUAUCAUGAGAGUGCUGGUGGUGAGGUGAGGGUGGAGGGUUUCCUGGUGGUGUCAUGGGGGGUGAAGAGGCCCAUCCGCCUGAUGAUCCAGGACGACAAGCAGAGUCUCUCUUCCCCGUCGCCCUCGCCAUCGCCAUCGCCCUCACCACUCCACUCCUCUCCACAGUCCCCUCUGGACUCCCCCGUUAGUCCCCUCGGAAACAAGAGAGGCAUGACGCGCUGGGGGGAAUAUGACGAUCUUCUGCGCAUAGAUGAGCUGGAGGAGAGCAAACCCAACAUCCUCGAGGAUCCCCCUGAACCAAAUAUCUACAGUAGCAGCACCAUGCGAUCGCCGCGGCCCAAAGCCAUGCUGGACGCAGAGGAGGACCUCCUGCUCAUCCGCAGCCUCAGCGACGCCUCGCUCGUCAAGAAGAGGGUCAAGAGCAGGACGGCUGCCGAGCGACAGCGCGCCCAGCAACACCGCUUCUCCAUCAACGGACACUUUUACAACUACAAGACGUCCAUCUUCACCCCAUCCUAUGGUACAACCACCAACGUACGAAUCAACAGCAGCAUGACGACACACGAGGUCAUCCGUCAGCUUCUCAACAAGUUUAAGAUAGAGAAUGACCCGAAUGAAUUUGCCCUCUACUGCAUCCAUCAAAGUGGGGAGCGGAGGAAGUUGGCGUCUGCUGAGCUGCCUUUGUUGGAGCGGAUCCUCCAGGGUCCCUCAGAGAACAUCAUGAGAGUCUUCCUGAUGGAUACGGAUGAACAGGAAGUCAGCAAUGAUGUGGCCCAGUACCUGAACUUGGAGCUGCCCAUUCUGGAGAGUGUCCUCUGGAGGCUGCAGGAGGAGGAGAACCAACAGAUCCAACGAGCAAUCUCAAAGUACAGACAGCAGCACCACCGCUUAACACACUGCCUGAGCACGAAGCUGGCCGCCGGCAAGACAGAAACUACUGUGUGACCCUGGCUGGCUGGCGGUGCAUCAUGGUCACUCUCUCCAUGUUUGACCUUGACCCUUGACCUUGACCACUAUGUGACCUUCACCGUGGGACACUCAUUAUUACUGUAUGAGCCUUCCCUUCCUGGCACCAGUGGCAGGGUCAUCAGGAAUUCUCUAAACCUUCUGCUGGAGGGCAUGUGGACCCAUAGAAGUCCCUCUGAAACUUCUGAACUGUUUACUUGGUGGGAACAGUGACUGG
Engraulis encrasicolus (European anchovy) is the source of this 1571-nucleotide messenger RNA. RefSeq names its product Ras association domain family member 6 (gene rassf6). Bases 251 to 1333 code for a protein of 360 amino acids. NCBI's taxonomy places the organism in Eukaryota, Metazoa, Chordata, Actinopteri, Clupeiformes, Engraulidae. The transcript has 12 exons. Gene Ontology annotation, biological process: signal transduction. The record is from RefSeq and is a predicted model, not a curated record.